Molecule: messenger RNA, 1071 nt
Organism: Peromyscus maniculatus bairdii (prairie deer mouse)
Lineage: Eukaryota; Metazoa; Chordata; Mammalia; Rodentia; Cricetidae
Gene: Haus1
Product: HAUS augmin like complex subunit 1
Biological process (GO): centrosome cycle; spindle assembly
Cellular component (GO): cytosol; HAUS complex
Source: RefSeq, a predicted model, not a curated record
CGGGGUCGAGGGGGCGGACCCAACGGUGAGGGGGUGGAGCCUGGGGGCGUUCCCCGCGAGGUUUUGAGAGUGAGGUGGCAGGAGCGGUGGCCAUGGCGGCGCCGGAGGAGAGAGACUCGCAGGUUGCUGCGUGGUUGAAAAAAAUAUUUGGAGACCAUCCCAUUCCACAGUAUGAGGUGAACCCACGGACGACAGAAAUUUUAUAUCACCUUUCGGAACGCAACAGGGUCCGGGACAGGGACAUCUCCCUGGUAAUAGAGGACUUAAAACAGAAAGCAAGUGAAUAUGAAUCAGAAGCCAAGCAUCUUCAAGACUUUCUCAUGGAGAGUGUGAAUUUUUCCCCGGCCAAUCUGUCUAACACUGGUUCCAGGUUUCUGAAUGCAUUGGUUGACAGUGCAGUAGCCCUGGAAACAAAGGAUACUUCACUAGCAAGUUUUAUUCCUGCAGUGAAUGAUUUGACUUCUGACCUUUUUCGUACCAAGUCCAAAAGUGAAGAAAUCAAGCUUGAAUUGGGAAAACUUGGAAAAAAUCUGACUGCAACAUUAGUGUUAGAAAAAUGUCUACGAGAAGAUCUCAAGAAGGCAGAGCUGCAUCUGUCUGUGGAAAGGGCCAAAGUUGACAGUCGUCUUCAGAACAUGGACUUCCUGAAGGCAAAGGCAGCGGAGUUCAGGUUUGGAAUCAAAGCUGCAGAGGAGCAACUUUCAGCCAGAGGCAUGGAUGCGUCUCUGUCUCAUCGGUCACUAGUGGCACUUUCAGAGAAACUCACAGAACUAAAACAGCAGACGAUACCCCUGAAGAAGAAAUUGGAGUCCUAUUUAGAUUUAAUGCCGAAUCCAUCUCUUGCUCAAGUGAAAAUUGAAGAGGCAAAGAGAGAAUUAGAUGCCAUUGAAGCUGAACUUACCAAGAAAGUAGAAAUGAUGGAGCUGUGACUAGAGCCAAGUAGACAUCCUUUUCCCAAGAAGUAAAUGGCUGUUCUUAGAGGAGAUAAUAAUAUCCUUCCCGAUAAAAUAACAGUUUUUGGUCAUGCAUUUAAAUUUUUUGGCCUAAAUACAGUUUUCAUAUGAAAAAGCA